This is a messenger RNA of Hevea brasiliensis (rubber tree), 1675 nucleotides long. RefSeq lists its product as uncharacterized. The annotation marks the transcript as partial. The transcript is spliced from 8 exons. The record is from RefSeq and is a predicted model, not a curated record. NCBI's taxonomy places the organism in Eukaryota, Viridiplantae, Streptophyta, Magnoliopsida, Malpighiales, Euphorbiaceae.
UGUGGAGAAAAUUUGGCUGCAUUAAUACUGUCAAACAUUUGUGGUCUCUUUGUUUCUUUCUCAGUUUCUCCCUCCACAACUAUGAGCAACCUUGUUCACUCUCGCUCCUCCUUUUCCUCUCUUUCUUCUCUUACUGUCCAGCCCCUCAAACUCCACCGAAAACCCUUAGCUUCAACUAUCUUCACCUCUUCAUCCUCGAAAACCUCAACCCUGAUUUGCUCUUCCAAACCCAACAACGGCCGCAAACCCAUGUCGAGAAAAGGCAAGAAAUCAUCUUAUGGCACCUCCAGGAGGUCAAUUCUCAAGAAAACGUUCACCCAAGAGCACGUUACCUUCACUUUUCCAGUCGCGGAUGAUCCUCAUGUGGGCAUAAUUGGAGGAGGCAUGGCGGGUCUGGUUUGUGCUUUGAGCUUGGAGAAGAUAGGGAUCAAGUCCACAGUCUUCGAUACGGGGAACCAUGGUUUGGGAGGAAGAAUGGGAACUAGAAAAAUUGAUCCUCAGCCACUAAUAUUUGAUCAUGCGGCUCAAUUUUUUACAGUAAGUAAUCCUCAGUUUGCUGAGUUAGUUGAUAGUUGGUUGGAGAAAGGUCUAAUUCGACAGUGGCAAGGUACAAUUGGAGAGCUUGAAGUGGGUGGUCAAUUUGUUCCGCUGCCUUCUUUGCCUCCAAAAUAUGUUGGUGUCAAUGGAAUGCGCCCUCUUGCUGACUCAUUGCCAUCUCAGACUCGCAUGGUUAAUGUGGUGAGACCUUGCUGGAUAAGUAGACUUGAGCCAUUCAAUGGGAUGUGGCACUUGAGCGAGAAUGGAAAACCUUGUGGGCAGUUUGAUGUCAUUGUCAUUGCACAUAAUGGAAAAUGUGCAAAUCGCUUGCUUGCUUCAUCGGGCUUGCCUCUAAUUGCAAGACAAAUGAAAAAGCUAGAUUUGAGCUCUAUAUGGGCCCUCCUUGCAGCAUUUGAGGAUCCCCUUCCCAUCCCAAGUGGUGCACCUCCGUUUGAAGGAGCCUUUGUGAAAGGAGUUGAUUCCGUCUCAUGGAUGGGAAACAACUCUAUGAAGCUAUUUUCUAAGAAUAACAGUCCUCAUUGUUGGACCAUUUUCAGCACUGCAGCUUUUGGAAGGAGGAACAAGGUUCCUCAGGAAAAUAUACCAAGUGCAACAGCAGAGAAGGUGAAGACAGCCAUGCUCGAGGGUGUGGAAGCUGCACUUGGAAUACCAAAAAGCUCACUUCAAAUGCCUUAUUAUAGUAGAUUACAACUAUGGGGUGCAGCCCUUCCAACCAACAGUCCGGGAAUCCCAUUCAUUUUUGAUCCCCAUGGAAGGGCUGGCAUAUGUGGUGAUUGGCUGUUAGGUUCAAAUCUGGAGUCUGCGGCUUUAAGUGGCAUGGCUCUUGCUAAUCAUAUUGGUGAUUUUUUACGAAGUGCCAUAGGCCGCCCGGAGGAGUUCGCUGUGGGCUUGCAUAACGAGUUCCAUCCUAUUGAAGGGCACGAUAUUGGACAAUUUUCAGGGUUGGAGUCCAGGGCAAACCCCAAGGAACUUCAACACUUGAAUUGAAUCAAUAAUGAUUAUGAUGAUUAUUAAUUAUGUAAUUACUUGAUUAUCGUAUCCUAUCUAUGCUAAUGAGGCAUUUCUGUUGCAUUUUUUUAUGAUAUAAUUAUGAAUACCAGAAUCAUACAAUUUUACA